This is a messenger RNA of Purpureocillium lilacinum, 693 nucleotides long. The record is from RefSeq and is a predicted model, not a curated record. NCBI's taxonomy places the organism in Eukaryota, Fungi, Ascomycota, Sordariomycetes, Hypocreales, Ophiocordycipitaceae.
AUGAAGACCUCUCUCGUCUACCUCGCCGCCCUGGUCCUGUCGGCCAUCGCCGUGCCCGUCGAGCACUCCGAAGCUGGCCUGAACCCGGAGCUGCCAGCCGUCGACAGCAAGGCCGCAAAGGCCCCGCCCGCCAACGCCAACGCCGCUCCCAAGGCCGCCCCGAAGCCCGCUCCCAAGAAGGCGCCCAAGCAGGAUCCCAAAAAGUCGCCUAAGCAGGACCCCAAGAAGUCUCCCAAGCAAGACCCCAAGGCCGCUCCCAAGCCGGCGCCCAAGAAGGGCGCGCCCGCGCCCAAGAAAGGACAGCCCGCGCCCAAGAAGGGGAAGCCUGCGCCCAAGGCCGCUCCCAAGCCCAAUGCCGCAGCCCCCAACGCAACUGCGCCCUUACCGCUCGGGCCUGAAACGUGCGCCGGCAUGGGCAAGUCCUGCGCCCACGUCUACAACAAGUUCAAGGACGCCCUCGACAACGGCACCAUCGACCUCGAGAUGAUUGACGAGUUUGCCGCCAAGCUCGAGAGAGACCCCAAGUGCGCAGACGCCGUGCAGGACUGCGGCGGCAAGCUGCCCCAAGGCGUCCUCCCGGCCCCGGCCUCCGCCGGCAAGGCGCCGGGCCCGAAAGGCGGCGCCCCCGCCCCGGCCACCGGCAAGGCCCCCGCGGGAAAGCCGGCCGGCGGACCCUCGGCCCCCAAGGUCUAA